UUCUUCAUCUUCAUCCAUUAUUAUAAACGUCACUUUACUCUUAAACCAGUUUUUUCUUUUCUCUCUAUCCAAAGAAAACACACACAAACAGUUUCCGGGAAAAAUGAAGUGCCAAGUUGUUUUAAUUAUACUCAUCGGAGUGAUCUUCAACUGCAUAGAGGCAGAGACGAUAAAAGAAGAUAAACACUCUCUUCUUCAGUUCGUUAACAACGUCAAUCACUCUCAUUCACUCAACUGGUCACCAAAUCUUUCUAUAUGUACCCAAUGGACCGGUGUUACCUGCAGCUCAGAUCAUUCUAGUGUAGUUGCACUUCGUUUAGCAGCCACGGGUCUACGGGGGCAUAUCGGGUUAAGCACCAUAGCCAGGUUAACUAAUCUUCGGUCUCUCGUUCUCAGUUCUAACAACAUCUCUGGACGUUUUCCUCCAAGUUUACAAGCUUUGAAGAACUUGACCGAGCUUAAACUCGACUUCAACGAGUUUUCCGGUCCUUUGCCUUCUGAUUUCUCUUCUUGGGAGAGUCUAGGAGUUCUUGAUCUCUCUAAUAAUCGGUUUGAUGGUAGUAUUCCAUCUUCGAUUGAGAAGCUGACUCGGUUACACUCUCUGAAUCUUGCGAGUAACAAGUUUUCAGGUGAGAUUCCUAAUCUACAUAUUCCGGGUCUGAAGCUGCUAGACUUAGCUCACAACAAUCUGACAGGGACCAUACCUGAGUCAUUGCAGAGGUUUCCACUAUCAGCAUUCGUCGGAAACAAAGUUUUUUCCAGAAAGCUGGCGCCUGUUCAUUCAUCAUUAAGGAAACACACAAAACAUCACAACCAUGCAAUUCUUGUCAUAGCAUUAAGCGCAUGUUUUGCGAUACUAGCUCUGCUUGCUAUCUUGUUGGUAAUCAUCCAUAAUAGAGAAGAGCAAAGAAGAUCUACAAAGGAGAAACCUAGCAAGAGGAGGAAAGAUUCAGAUCCAAACGUUGGUGAAGGAGAUAACAAGAUUGUGUUUUUCGAAGGGAAGAAUCUUGUCUUUGAUUUGGAAGACUUGUUGAGAGCUUCUGCAGAAGUUCUAGGGAAGGGUCCGUUCGGGACAACCUACAAGGUUGAUCUUGAGGAUUCAGCGACCAUCGUUGUGAAAAGGAUCAAGGAAGUGAGUGUUCCUCAGCGGGAAUUCGAGCAGCAAAUCGAAAAUAUUGGCAGCAUCAAGCAUGAGAAUGUUGCCACUUUAAGAGGAUAUUUCUACUCUAAGGAUGAGAAGCUAGUGGUUUAUGAUUACUACGAACAUGGAAGUCUUUCAACAUUACUACACGGUCAGAGAGGUCUUAGGGAACGGAAACCUCUAGAAUGGGAAACUAGACUGAAUAUGGUGUAUGGAACAGCAAGAGGAGUGGCUCAUAUCCACUCCCAAAGCGGAGGCAAACUAGUCCACGGGAACAUAAAAUCGUCAAACAUUUUCCUCAACGCAAAAGGAUAUGGCUGCAUCUCCGGAGCAGGACUGGCUACACUGAUGCAUUCGCUACCCCGACAUGCAGUUGGCUAUCGUGCACCAGAGAUAACGGACACAAGAAAGGGGACUCAACCGUCGGAUGUGUAUAGCUUCGGGAUUUUGAUUUUCGAGGUACUAACAGGAAAAUCAGAAGUGGCAAACCUGGUGAGGUGGGUGAACUCAGUGGUUAGAGAAGAAUGGACCGGAGAGGUGUUUGAUGAGGAGCUUUUGAGGUGUACCCAAGUAGAGGAAGAGAUGGUAGAGAUGCUGCAGGUUGGUAUGGUCUGCACAGCAAGAUUACCAGAAAAGAGACCAAGCAUGAUUGAGGUAGUGAGAAUGGUGGAAGAAAUAAGACCAGACAAACUAGCCAGCGGAUACAGAUCAGAGGUUUCCACAGGCGCAACGACAACUCCAAUUGGAAGUUUAUCAGGAUCGCCAUAUAUACUGUGAGAAAGACUAUUCAUCUUUCCUUUAUGUAUUUGUUCAGAAAAGGAUUUCAUUAUUUCAGUUCAGUCUAUGAAAAGGCAUAAAGCUACCUAGCUUAACAAAAAAAAAAGGGGCCAGUGAAUGAUGUAAAUAUUGAUCAGUCACUCUCAAGAAAGACCCGAAAAGGAACUCAGUUCACA
This is a messenger RNA of Capsella rubella, 2094 nucleotides long. Its product is annotated as probable inactive receptor kinase At5g53320. The record is from RefSeq and is a predicted model, not a curated record. NCBI's taxonomy places the organism in Eukaryota, Viridiplantae, Streptophyta, Magnoliopsida, Brassicales, Brassicaceae. Bases 104 to 1918 code for a protein of 604 amino acids. The transcript has 2 exons. Gene Ontology annotation, biological process: protein phosphorylation. Gene Ontology annotation, molecular function: protein kinase activity; protein binding; ATP binding.